Rosa rugosa (rugosa rose) is the source of this 1906-nucleotide messenger RNA. RefSeq names its product caffeoylshikimate esterase-like. Bases 1 to 945 code for a protein of 314 amino acids. Gene Ontology annotation, molecular function: lipase activity. Gene Ontology annotation, cellular component: membrane. Lineage: Eukaryota; Viridiplantae; Streptophyta; Magnoliopsida; Rosales; Rosaceae. The transcript has a single exon. The record is from RefSeq and is a predicted model, not a curated record.
AUGGCCAGUGAUAUGGGGAAUGUCAAAUACGAAGAGGAGUACAUCUUAAACUCUAGAGGAAUGAAGCUUUUCACAUGCAAAUGGCUUCCGGACAAUAACAAACCUCCCAAAGCCUUGAUCUUCAUCUGCCAUGGAUAUGGCAUGGAGUGCAGCAUCACCAUGAGUAGUACCGCAACCAGACUAGCCAAAGCGGGGUUUGCCAUAUACGGGAUAGAUUAUGAAGGCCAUGGAAGAUCGUCAGGCCUUAAGGGCUAUGUCAAGAGUUUUGAUCGUGUUGUUGACGACUGCACCAACCACUUCACAAACAUAUGUGAGAGCAAAGAGAACAAAGGAAAAAUGAGGUAUCUGUUGGGGGAGUCAAUGGGAGGAGCAGUGGCUCUGCUUGUUCAUAGGAGAAAGCCACAAUAUUGGGAUGGUGCGGUCUUAGCUGCACCCAUGUGUAGGAUUGCAGACGAUAUGAGGCCAUCUCCUAUUGUGAUCAGUCUUUUGAAAAAACUCUGCAGGGUUAUCCCAACUUGGAAAAUAAUCCCCACAAAGGAUAUCAUCGAUGUUGCUUUUAAAGUACCCGAGGUUAGGAAACAGACGAGAGAAAACCCUUACUUCUACAAAGGCCGACCUCGUCUGAAAACCGGCUACGAACUUUUGAGGGUCAGCACGGAUAUUGAACAGAGGCUUCAAGAGAUCACAUUGCCGUUCCUAGUUCUCCAUGGCGAAGAUGAUAAAGUUACCGACACAUCAGUUAGCAAACAGCUCUAUGAGGUGGCCUCGAGUUCUGACAAGACACUGAAGUUGUACCCGAAUAUGUGGCAUGGUCUGCUCUAUGGAGAACAAAUUGAGAAUACUGAGAUUGUGUUUUCAGACAUAAUCAAUUGGUUAGACAGGAGAAGCACCUCCGGAACUUCAAGGUCGGAGGGAGAGUUGAGAAGGGAUAGUGAAAAACAUUAAGAAACUUCACAUUUCAAUCGAGGAGAACUGAAAGUAUGUUCUCCUCUUAAUUGCCGGUCAUUAGAUUCAAAAUCAACUGUAGAUGAUAAACCAAAACUUACUUUCAAUUGUUACUUGUGAGUGAUCACAAAUUUGUUGAUCACCACUGUAUGAGUAUGUUUGUAUUUGUGAGAUAAAUUCUGCAGUAUAUGUAGGUUACGAUUGAAAAUUACUGAAAUGCAAAGCAUGAAUUGGUAUGUCAAUGUAUUAGAAGGCCCCUCUUCUGUUUUGAUAAGAUCUAAUUAACAAUCCAAGUACCUUGAAAUUGAGAUUCCCCCAACCGUAAGCCUACAAGAGGAAUUAGUCUAAUCUACAUCAACUAACUCCCACGACGACCAUCAAAAAAAAAAAAAUCCCACCACCGUCACCUUACUGAAACCCCGAGAACCAUCCUAACCAUCUUCGAAGUCCACAUUCUAAUAAAAGAAAUCUUCAAAGUCCAUAUUGCUUCAAUCAUCUCUAAGGAACCAUGCCAUGAACUUUGAAAUUUCAUCAGUGCAGAUUUCAAGCACCAUACAUUUAUGCAAGGAAGAAUGUACAAGUAGCUAUGAUCUGUUGUAUGCUUCAAAAUAUGAUGAUCAGGGGGUUUUGGUUUAUCCAUGUUAAAGAAGAUUUGACAAAAACUGAAAGGAGAGCACCCAACUAUCAAUUGCACAAAUCUGAAGUAAAAGUAUUUAUAAAUUUAUGCAAAUCAAUUUGCCACAUCCAUCUGCUGAAAUCCAGUGGUAACAAGUACCUCACUUUAAAAUCUUACAAUACCAUCCAUCAAAGUAGUACACAGAUAAUAAGACAAAGACCAUAAUCAUCAUUUCUCAAGCACCAAAUGUGUUUCCACUCACCACCACAACUAGUACAUGUAGUUUUGCUUUCACUGCAACCACACCAAACAAUCAAGACAUACCAAGGUGUCUAGAGACCCUGC